This is a messenger RNA of Etheostoma cragini (Arkansas darter), 2038 nucleotides long. It is a transcript of the gene b4galt6, whose product is annotated as UDP-Gal:betaGlcNAc beta 1,4- galactosyltransferase, polypeptide 6. Bases 1 to 1149 code for a protein of 382 amino acids. Lineage: Eukaryota; Metazoa; Chordata; Actinopteri; Perciformes; Percidae. Gene Ontology annotation, biological process: carbohydrate metabolic process; glycosphingolipid biosynthetic process. Gene Ontology annotation, molecular function: UDP-galactose:glucosylceramide beta-1,4-galactosyltransferase activity. The transcript has 9 exons. The record is from RefSeq and is a predicted model, not a curated record.
AUGGUGAACUGGAGGCGGCUGCUGCGAAUGUCCAACCGAUCGUUCCUGGCCUUCAUAUUCUUCUUCUCCAUGUCCACCACUUGUCUCUACUUCAUUUACGUGGCUCCUGGAAUAGCCAACACGUACUUCUUCAUGGUGCAGGCUCAGGGCAUCAUGUUGAGGGAUAAUGUGAGGACCAUCGGCCAUAUGAUCCGAUUGUACACCAACAAGAACAGUACGCUCAAUGGGACGGACUAUCCUGACGGCAGUAACUCGAGUGAAUACCUGGUGCAGCCAACCACGUACCUCCCUGAGAACUUCACAUAUGCCCAGAACCUCCCCUGCCCACAGCGAUUACCUUCUAUGAAGGGCCUUAUGGAAGUGAACAUGACUGAGAUCCCUAUGGAGGAGAUAGAACUCCAGUUCUCCAAGUUCUUUGACAUGGAGUUUGGAGGCCAUUGGAAACCAAAGGACUGCAGACCUCGCUGGAAGGUGGCCAUCCUGAUCCCAUUUAGAAACCGGCAUGAACAUCUCCCCAUCCUCUUCCAACACCUCAUCCCCAUGCUUCAGAGACAGCGGCUACAGUUUGCCUUCUACGUCAUCGAACAGAGCGGGAGCCAGCCCUUCAACAGAGCCAUGCUGUUUAACGUGGGCUUCCUGGAGGCCAUGAAGGACUUGGACUGGGACUGCCUGAUCUUCCACGAUGUUGACCACAUUCCCGAGAACGACCGAAACUACUACGGCUGUGGUCAGAUGCCACGUCACUUUGCUGCCAAGCUGGACAAAUACAUGUACAUUCUUCCAUACAGCGAGUUCUUUGGCGGCGUGAGUGGACUCACCGUGGAGCAGUUCCGCAAGAUUAAUGGCUUUCCCAAUGCAUUCUGGGGCUGGGGAGGAGAGGAUGACGACUUGUGGAACAGGGUUCACUAUGCUGGUCUGAAUGUCACGCGACCGGACGGAGAGAUCGGCAAGUACAAGUCCAUUCCGCACCACCACAGAGGGGAGGUGCAGUUCCUCGGGCGGUAUAAACUGCUGAGGUAUUCCAAAGAGCGCCAACACCUGGACGGCCUCAACAACCUCCACUACAGCCCCCACAUCUCCCUCAGCAGCCUCUACAAGAACGUCACGGUGGACCUGUCCCCCGAGCUCGCCCCCAUCAUAGACUACUGAACUGCCCCAAGCCCCUCCUCCACACCCCCAGGCCACCCAGCUCCCCUCCGGCCUGGCCUCCCAACGUUCAGCCAAUCAGAGGAGGGGGGAGGGGCCACCGACCGGGAAGGGGGGGGGGGACACGAGGCGCACCAUGUAAUGCUGCCAAGAAAUCUUAGCCAGGAAAAAAAGAAAAGUGAAUCCAAACCGAAAAAAUGAAAGAGGCAGUGGCAAGUCUCUCAAAGCGUGUGCGUGUGCGUGCGCGUAUGUGUGUUUGUGUGUGCGAGUGCGUUGCAUGUCUUUUUGUCUGUGCCGGCUUAACUGCUACAGGUUGACAUAAGUGUGUGUAGUUUGGAGGGCGCAGCAGCAUCUCCGCUCUGAUGUUUACUGCAAAGCCUUAAAGAACCACAGCUGUCUCGGCUCGCACUGCUUCACUUCUCAUGUAUCACUGUCACCUUACAAGCCAACAGAAAAGCUUUUUCUACUAUCAUUUGUUUUCUACAUAUCAUUAUGUUGGGCCACAGUAUUCCUUCGAAAGAGGGAUCUGAGUGAAGGUGCCAUUGUUUGUGAUGUAAAAAAAAAAAAAAACUUAUUUUGAUACGUGGUAUUUAUUUCCUCUGAUGCAGGAUGUUGAAAACGCACUCCUGUCUGUGUUCGCUGUUUGUUUUGCUGCACUGCUGCUGAAUCCGCAUGAACAUGUAUGUAAAUAUCAGCCUCUUAAAGCUCGAACACAGACCACAAAUAUAUGUAAAUAUGGGCCUUUAAAUGCUCGGGCAUAUUACAGUGAUAUUCCAGUGGGUUUGAAUUUUAUUUUGGCAGCUACCUUGGUUCUAAGGAUUUAUUACGAGUGAGUGGUUUCUUCCUGACAGGAAAAUCUUCUAAUGAUAAAGUAUGUUUGGCUUAAAAAAAA